AUGCGCGACCGCACCACGCUCUUUGCUGCUCUCGCUGCUGUCGCCGCCUUGUCAACUCGCAGCUCCUUUGCCCUCGCCACAGAGCAGCCCGGUGACGUUGCCCUCUCCUCUUGGACGUGCCCGGAGCGCAUGCCAUCCACGCCCAACCUCGUGCUCAACCCAAGCUUCGAGACGGUCGAUCCGAGAAGCGCGUUGGAGAACAAGUACUUUACAGAAGCAGCGCAGUGGACACCCAGUUUUCUGAGCGUCAAUGAGAAUCGCGUGGGUCCUGGUGCAGACGAUACUCGCGAUGGGGAGAGCGCGUACGAUGGAGAGUACUUUGAGCGUUUCGGUACAAAUGAGAUCAUCUCCUACACUUCCGAAGGCGCUUACACCCUGCUGCCCGGCAAAAAGUACAUUCUCAGCUUCUUUGUCCGCGGCACCGGCGGACGCGACGGCGUCUCCUUUGGCCCUGGCAUGCUGCUGGAUGCUCGCAUCGAUGGUGUCAGUCUCAGCAGCCCCGUCACCAGCUUCCCGCGCGGCCAACUAUGGACGCAGCACUGCGUGCCUGGCUUCAUACAAGGCUCUGUCGCUCCCAAAACGCUCUCCUUUAGGUUUCAGGACCAGCCGGGGAACAUGUGAGUGGCGUAAGCGCUUGGAGCGCAGAUGAUGACACUGCUGAAAAGCUACAUUGGUUGCGUCGCUCUUGUCAGUGCAAUCGACCUCGUCGCUCUGCAAGAGUACUACUUUCCUCCAGUCGCACCGCCAGAGCCGCCUGCAAAGGCCCCCUUGGGCGGGACGUGCACUUUGCCAGAGGACUGCAAGAGCAAUAGGUGCAACGAGGGCCAUUGCGUGGCCAGUCAUGGCACUGCUGUCCUCGGACAACACUGCAACGCCGAUGCGCAGUGCAGCCACUCACACUCUUUGCUCUUUUGCAGCAAGCGCUCCUUCAAAUGCCUCUCAAAGCGUCUGCCGGGCAGCACGUGCCUUCGCGACCCUGUGUGCUUCUCAGGCAAGUGCGAUGCGAAUGCAAGGUGCGCGCCCGGUCCUAG
Messenger RNA from Ceraceosorus bombacis, 1031 nucleotides. NCBI's taxonomy places the organism in Eukaryota, Fungi, Basidiomycota, Exobasidiomycetes, Ceraceosorales, Ceraceosoraceae. The record is from the annotation of a GenBank genome assembly.